AUCUAACCUGAGGGGUAUCACUGGAAUGAUGAAGAAGACCAGCCUGCAACCACAGCUUAUAAAUUAUAAAUCUAAAUUGUCAACAAAUUGAUUUUAAGUAUUUUAGAUGGGUUAAAUCACAUGACCUGUUUUCUGUUUUCUUUCUUUGUCUCACCUACACACUGCCUUUCAACCCAGUUAACCAUUUAAACACAUGCCUUCUUACACAAAUAAUCAUAUGAGUACAUCCAGAUCUCUAAGCACUGCACAUUUUGUGGAGAACAAACACUGACAUGCACCAACCAUACGCCCCCAUGAGUGGACUUAGGAGAAUUUCCUUUUGAUAGAAUACAAACAUGUCACGCCUACUGUCCCCCAGUGUAUAACAACAGUGAUGUCACCAAAAAUCAACCAAAAUUACACCUCUAGUCACCUGAUCAGGCUGAUCUUUUGGAAAAGAACAAAUCGCUAGUCUGACUCUAAACCAAGCAAGUCAGCUUAGCCAAUCACAAACAGCCUUCGUGUCCUAUAAGAGUUGGGUGCGUCCGUCAUCACACAGGACACAGACUGCAGAGCUUCAGAGAUGAUGCCACUUUACAUUUUUCUUGUGCUUAUCAGUCAAAUCUGUCCAGUGCCAGCUGAUGUUGACAAGACACCAGGUAUCAUUCAGGACAGUGGGGUCAAAACAGCUAAAGUUGGGGAGGAUGUAACUUUGCGGUGCUUUUGUCAAAAUGAUGCUGUAACUUUCCUUUCCUGGUACCAGCAAAGCUUGGGAGGCAAACCUCAGAUCAUAUCAACUCGCAUGAAGCACAAAGCAGAAGCUGACAUCUACCCUGCGUAUAAAGAUAGGUUUCAAGUCUCUGGAAAUCAAGACAGCAGCAACCAUCUCACAAUCAAAGACCUUCAAGCGUCAGAUUCGGCAACAUAUUUCUGUGGGAUUUUAGAGUUCAAUGCAAUCGAAUUUGGACAAGGAGCUUUCCUUCAUGUCAAAACAUCAUCGUCCAACAUCCAGGCUACAGUCCAUCAGCCAGAGUUGGAGCCACUUCGGCCAGGGGACUCCGUGAAUUUGAGCUGCACAGUGCACGCUAAAUCACUGUGUGACGGACAUCAGAGCCUCUACUGGUUCAGACAUGGUGCAUCUCAGCCUGCAGUCAUGGACCCCAGCACAGGACAGUGUUCAAGUUCAAAGUCGCAGGUGAAAAAUUGCACUUCAAACCUUGCAAUAAAGUCUGCGAGCUCCUCUGAUGCUGGGAUGUACUACUGCGCUCUGGAAUCCUGUGGAGAGAUUGUUUUUGGAAAUGGAACGAGAGUAAAGAUUGUAGAUGGUUUUACUGAAGUCGCCCCUCUCCUGGUGUAUUGCUUAAGUCUGGCAUUAGCAGUUUCCAUUACCGUGCUGCUUGCCCUGGCUUUCGUCAUGUACAAGAUGAAAAAAAAGCUGUGCUCUGUCUGCAAAGGAACUGUUUCUCAUCUGACGUGUUCUCCCGCCUCUGACACCAUGACCCAAGAUGCAGACUCUCUCCACUAUGCUGCUCUGAGUAUGAAAAGAAACAGCAAACAGCAUCGUCAAGAGGACAACACGGAGAGUGUUUGUGUAUACUCUGGAGUAAAGUGCAGAAAAGAGUGAUGUAGAUUAACUUUCUUUCUUGUCAGGCACUGUCGCAAGAAAACAGCUAUUCAUGGACUAAAUGUAAAAUGUAAAAUAAUGUUGAAAUAAAAUAAAAUGUGUUUUUGGUUACA
Molecule: messenger RNA, 1716 nt
Organism: Lates calcarifer (barramundi perch)
Lineage: Eukaryota; Metazoa; Chordata; Actinopteri; Centropomidae
Exons: 5
Coding region: 563-1603 (346 amino acids)
Biological process (GO): response to bacterium
Source: RefSeq, a predicted model, not a curated record